AUGUCCUGGUUCCAAAAAACCUUCACCCUCCCCAGCCGCAGCCGCGGCUCCUACCUCAUCACCGACGAGGUUGUCUCCGCGCUGCCCGAGCUGCGUGAGUACAAAGUGGGCAUGUUGAACCUCUUUGUGCAACACACCAGCUGUGCGCUGUCAUUGAACGAGAAUUGGGACGAGGAUGUGCGGGCCGAUAUGAGUGAUGCGCUGGAUCGCAUCGCCCCGUUCGAUCGCAAGGGAGAUUUGUAUCGUCAUUCGGCGGAGGGGGAGGAUGAUAUGCCGGCCCACAUCAAGUCCGCGUUGAUCGGUGCAUCCGUGAAUAUUCCCAUCUCCAAUGGUCGUCUGGCUACGGGAACGUGGCAGGGAAUUUGGCAUCUCGAGUUCCGCACCAGCCGACACACUCGCAAAGUUGUCGCGACUAUUCAGGGACAGAAGGCCUGA
Penicillium diatomitis is the source of this 435-nucleotide messenger RNA. Its product is annotated as YjbQ family protein. The record is from RefSeq and is a predicted model, not a curated record. Bases 1 to 435 code for a protein of 144 amino acids. The transcript has 2 exons. NCBI's taxonomy places the organism in Eukaryota, Fungi, Ascomycota, Eurotiomycetes, Eurotiales, Aspergillaceae.